CUAAUAUACUAUGUAUACGUACUCCUAUUAGGUAAAUAAACUAUACCUAAUAGAAUUCUUAUAGGCUUAGUAUUGUACUUUACAUUAAACUCUCUCUAAUAUAAAUAUAUCUGCCAGGGCUCCUCAGGGAGUAACCUUUUCCAUUAUUUCACAUGGUAUUAAGAGCACAGUAAAAACCCUAAUAAUUUUUUUUUCGAUUCUCUCUCUACUGCCGCCGCCAGAGAUGACCUCUCCCUCCACGCAGGCUUCUUCCGCAGCGUUGUCCAUGGCAGUUUCCUCCGCCGCUGGUCUAUCUUCUUCUUCCGUCGCGGCAGGAAUUUCCCUAUCGCCCGGCGCUCCACUUCGGUACGGAACGCAGCCGGCCACCAACUCCGAAACAGGUGUGACAUUUUCAUCCUCCUUCGCUUCUCCCAGCCGGACCGCCGUGCCUCACUCUCUUUUUCCGACCAUGCCUCCGGCGUUUCCUUGGCCGGCACCUACUCUAGUACAGCGGAUGUCUUUAGAUCCGCCACCCCUCUCGGCCGGGCCUUUUUCUGGACCCACGUUUGUUGGAUCACCGGGUGUCUCCUCUACCCUACCCCCUCUUCGGACCACCGUGGGCAGUGCAGCCGGUUCCCCCUUGGCAGACCUUGUACACAGCAUCUCUCAUGUCGCUACUAAUGUCACCAAUAUUGUUACCACAAAGCUCCUAGCAGUGGAAGACUAUACUACUUGGCGUACCCAGUUUGAGUCCUUUCUUGUCUCACAAGGUCUUCUUGGCAUGGUUGAUGGCUCCAUUCAGGUACCCCCUGCUUAUUCCAUAGAUGCUCUUAACCGUCAAACUCACAAUCCCGAAUUUUCUACUUGGUUAAGAAUUGAUCAAACCAUCCGUUCAUGGUUAUUUGCAACCCUAUCUAGGGAUGUUCUUAUCGAUGUACGUGAUUUAAAACAUUCAUAUGAAAUUUGGGAGCGGUUGGAGUCUCGGUUUAUGUCUGCUAGUUUAGCGAGAUCUAUGGAAUUAAAGCGUUUAUUUAAUCAAAUUAAAAAGAAACCUGAUCAGUCCAUGGAUAAUUAUUUGCGAGAAAUUAAAACAUUAGCUGAUGAUCUUGCCACAAUCAAUUGCCCUGUGCCUCAGCGUGAAAUUUUAAAAACUACUUCUAUGGGUCUAGGACCUGAGUAUGAAUCUUUAUACACUACUGUGUCCUUAUUUGGACAAAAUUUCCCGUUUGAGACUCUCCGUAAUCAUCUUCUUGAGUUAGAGCAGCGGGUUCUUUAUCUCCGCUCCCAGGAGUCCAAGUCCAUUCAUCAGGCGUUUGGCGCGGCUGUUUCAUAUCCCAGGCAGUCGUCUGGGCAGCAGCCAACCCAGCAGAAUUCAGGAUCCACUCACCCGGUCGGGCAGCAGACUUACCCGGUCGGGCAGGCUCGGCAGAACGACGCUCCACAGCGCGGGCGAGGACGUGGGCGCGACAGAGGCCGCGGAGGCAGGGGGCGUGGUCGAGGACAGCAGCAGCAGGCAUAUUGGUUCCCCCAGGGGCAUCCAAUUUAUUACCCCGGAGGGGGUGGGCAGCAGAGUACUCCUGCAGGGGGUGUGACAUCUACGGGUACUGUUAUUUGUAAUUCUGCUGUGUCACAUUUAAAUAUUAAUGCUUUACCUGUCUGUGUUACUAACAUUAGUCAUACAGGCUUGCCAUCAGACGGAGGUAUUCUUGGAUCUGUUCCCCACCCUGUUGUCUGUCAAAUUUGUUUUUCUGCAGGUCAUUCUGCCAUUAACUGUCCUUCUCGUUUCACACAACCAACGUCUCCUGCUCUGUUGACUACUCCCGGUGACACUACUCCUGCUCUGUGGUUUCCUGAUUCAGGAGCUUCUGCUCAUAUGACUGCGUCUGAAGGACAAAGCAACAGGGGCAAUACUUCUGCGAGCUACUAGUAGUGGACCACUUUAUCCUCUCCAUCUGCCGUCUGCAUCACCAUUAGUUUUUGCUUCCGUUUUAGCUUCUGGCCCUGUGUGGCACCGUAGAUUAGGUCACUGUGGUGAUAGUACUUUACAGUUUCUUAAGAGAAAACAAUUUUUAUGUAGUCAUACUCCCUUUACUCAUGAGUGUGUGGCCUGUCGUUUAGGAAAAUCACAACGUUUACCUUUUAUGGAUGCUAGUCAUAAUUCUAUUUUUCCUUUGGAAAUUAUACAUUCUGAUGUGUGGCAGUCACCUGUGUAUUCAAAUUUGGGAUUCAAGUAUUAUGUAUGUUUCAUUGAUGAUUUUUCUCGUUAUACUUGGAUAUAUCCCAUGUGUCACAAAAAUGAGGUUUUCUUGCACUUUAAAAAUUUUAAAGCUUUGGUUGAAAAUCUUUUUAAUCAGAAAAUUAAAAUUUUUCAAAGUGAUGGGGGAGGUGAUUUGUUAAUAAUAAUAUGCAGCAAUUUUUCUCUGCUAAUGGCAUUUACUUUAGAAAAUCUUGCCCUGACACACCUCAACAGAAUGGGGUUG
Cuscuta europaea is the source of this 2459-nucleotide messenger RNA. The record is from the annotation of a GenBank genome assembly. Lineage: Eukaryota; Viridiplantae; Streptophyta; Magnoliopsida; Solanales; Convolvulaceae.